This is a messenger RNA of Sinocyclocheilus grahami, 587 nucleotides long. RefSeq names its product probable palmitoyltransferase ZDHHC8. Gene Ontology annotation, biological process: protein palmitoylation. The transcript has 6 exons. The annotation marks the transcript as partial. Gene Ontology annotation, molecular function: palmitoyltransferase activity. The record is from RefSeq and is a predicted model, not a curated record. NCBI's taxonomy places the organism in Eukaryota, Metazoa, Chordata, Actinopteri, Cypriniformes, Cyprinidae.
UCUGCGAUCACUGCGUGGAGGACUUUGACCAUCACUGUCCCUGGGUGAACAACUGCAUCGGGAGACACAACUAUCGCUUCUUCUUCCUCUUCCUGCUGUCUCUGACUCUUCACAUGGUUUCCGUGUUUUCCGGAGGUCUGCUGUAUGUUCUGGAUCAUCUGGAGAACCUGUGGGAACCGCAUGCUGCCGUCACGCUGGCGGUCAUGAGCGUUUCGGCUCUGUUCUUCAUUCCCGUCUUGGGUCUGUCAUGUUUUCAUCUGGUGCUGGUGGCGAGAGGACGCACCACAAACAAACAGGUGAGAGGGAAGUUCCAGGGAGGAGUGAAUCCGUUCUCACGCGGCUGCUGUCAGAACGUGCAGUUUGUGCUCUUCAGUCCCAUCACACCGAGGUACACUGAGAAACUCAGUGACAGAUUGCCGCUUCGCAUUCAGCCUCCUUUCCAUCACCCAGAGUCCCACAAACUGAGCCCUCAAAAACUCCCGGGCAAGAUGGGGUCGAGGAUUUCCCUGCAGGUUCCCCAGGAACACGCGUCUGAACCCAUCCUGCUGCCGUCCGAGAAUCAAAUCACGCAAUUGCUCUGGCUCUAA